AUGUCAGAAGAAACAUUUAUGUCAGUGAAUGAUCAGGUAAUUAAAAUUGAACCACCAGAGUAUUCACCGGAAGACAUUAAACUCGAAAAUGAGUAUGAAUUUGAUAAUUUUGAUGCUAUCGUUAAAUCUGAAUCGUGUUUUGAGGAUGAUGAUACGUGUUUAGAAAGAUUCAUGAAUUCCGAGGUGACAAUUGAAGAUGAAGUCAAACAGGAGUCUUAUGAUUGUGACAUUUGUAAUCAAUCAUUUGCAGAAUCGCAUCAUCUAACAAAACAUAUGGUCGAUCAUAUGCCUAACCAUAGCGAAGAACGUCCUUACAAAUGUGAAAUCUGCCCAAAGACUUUCAGUCAAUCAAGAGGGUUGAACACACACAUGGUCAUUCAUAGUGGUGAGCGUCCACAUAAAUGCAAUGAAUGCAAUAAGGCAUUCAUAACUGUAACUCAUCUGAAAAGACACAUGCUCAUUCACAGUGGUAAGCGCUCUCAUGAGUGCAAUAUAUGCAAGAAGAGAUUCACACAAUUAAGGUAUCUGAAUAAUCACAUGCUCAUUCACAGUGGUGAGCGUCCACAUAAAUGCAAUGAAUGCAAUAAGACAUUCACACUAUUAAGGCAUCUGAAAUAUCACAUGGUCAUUCACAGUGGUAAGCGCCCCCAUGAAUGCAGUAUAUGCAAGAAGACAUUCAUAUAUUUGUGGACUCUGAAAAAACACAUGCGCAUUCACAGUGAUGAGCGCUCUCAUGAGUGCAAUAUAUGCAAGAAGGCAUUCUUGCAAUUAAGUAAUCUAAAAAGACACAUGCUCAUUCACAGUGGUGAGCGCUCACAUGAGUGCAGUAUAUGCAAGAAGACAUUCAUAGAAUUGUGGACUCUGAAAGCACACAUGGUCAUUCACAGUGAUGAGCGUCCACAUAAAUGCAAUGAAUGUAAUAAGGCAUUCAAAACUAAAACUCAUUUGAAUGAUCACAUGCUCAUUCACAGUGGUAAGCGUCCCCAUGAGUGCAAUAUAUGCAAGAAGACAUUUAUACAAUUAAGUAAUUUGAAAAGACACAUGCUCAUUCACAGUGGUGAGCGCUCCCAUGAAUGCAUCAUAUGUAAUAAAGCAUUCAAAGAUAUACACGGUUUGAAGGUUCACAUGCUCAUUCACAUUGGUGAGCGUUCCCAUGAGUGUAAGGAAUGCAAUAAGACAUUUAUACGAUUAAGCCAUCUGAAAAAUCACAUGUUCACUCAUACUGGUAAGCGCCCCCAUGAGUGCAGUAUAUGCAAGAAGUCGUUUACACAACCAUCUCAUCUGAAAAGUCACAUGCUCGUUCACAGUGGUGAGCGUCCCUAUAAAUGCAGUAUAUGCAAUAAGGAAUUUACUGUAUCAAGAGUUUUGAACAAACACAUGGCCAUUCAUAGUAGGAAGCAUGAUGAAAAUCAGCAAUUAAAAUUGAACCAACAGAAUAUUCAGCAGAAGACAUUGAAGGCGAAAAUGAUGAUGAAUUUGGAUGCUAUUGUUAAAUUUGAAUCGUGUUCUAAGGAUAAUGAUGCAUGUUUAGAAAGAUUCAUGAAUUCCGAGGUGACAAUUGAAGAUGAAGUCAAACAGGAGUCUUUCGAUUGUGAAAUUUGUAAUCAAUCAUUUGCAGAAUCGCAUCAUCUAACAAAACAUAUGGUCGAUCACAUGCCUAACCCUAGUGAAGAACGUCCUUACAAAUGUGAAAUCUGUCAAAAGACUUUCAAACAAUCAAAAAGAUUGAAAUCACAUAUGGUCAUUCACAGUGAAGAAACAUUUAUGUCAGUGAAUGAUCAGGCAAUUAAAAUUGAACCACCAGAAUAUUCAGCAGAAGGCAUUAAUCGCGAAAAUGAAGAGGAAUUUGAUGACCUUGAUGCUAUCGUUAAAUCUGAAUCGUGUUCUGAGGAUGAUGAUACGUGUUUAGAAAGAUUCAAGAACUCCGAGGUGACAAUUGAAGAUGAAGUCAAACAGGAGUCUUUCGAUUGUGAAAUUUGUAAUCAAUCAUUUGCAGAAUCGCAUCAUCUAACAAAACAUAUGGUUGAUCAUAUGCCUAACCCUAGUGAAGAACGUCCUUACAAAUGUGAAAUCUGUCAAAAGACUUUCAAACAAUCAAAAGGGUUGAAAGCACACACGGUCAUUCACAGUAGUGAGCGUCCACAUAAAUGCAAUGAAUGCAAUAAGACAUUCACACUAUUAAGACAUCUGAAAUAUCACAUGCUCAUUCACAGUGGUAAGCGCUUCUAUGAGUGCAGUAUAUGCAAAAAGACAUUCAUAGAAUCGUGGACUCUGAAAACUCACAUGCUCAUUCACAGUGGUGAGCGUCCACAUAAAUGCAAUGAAUGCAAUAAGGCAUUCAAAACUAAACCUCAUUUGAAUAAUCACAUGCUCAUUCACAGUGACAUGCUCAUUCACAGUGGUGAGUGCUCUCAUGAGUGCAUCAUAUGCAAUAAGGCAUUCAAGGAUGUAAGCGGUUUGAAAGUUCACAUGCUCAUUCAUAGUGGUGAGCGUCCCUAUGAGUGCAGUAUAUGCAUGAAGACAUUCAUUCAAUCAAAUGUUCUGAAAAGACACAUGCUCAUUCACAGUGGUAAGCGCCCCCAUGAGUGCAAUUUAUGCAAGAAGACAUUCACACAUUUUGAUGUUCUGAAAAGACACAUGCUCAUUCAUAGUGGUGAGCGUCCUUAUGAAUGCAGUAUAUGCAAUAAGGCAUUCAUACAAACAAGUCAUCUGAAAAAUCAUAUGCUCAUUCACAGUGGUCAGCGCUCCCAUGAGUGCAGUAUAUGCAAGAAGACAUUCAUAACUAUAACUAAUCUAGAAAGACACAUGCUCGUUCACAGUGGUGAGCGCCCCCAUGAGUGCAGUAUAUGCAAGAAGAAAUUCACACAAUCGGGGGCUCUGAAAUCUCACAUGCUCAUUCACAGUGGUGAGCGCCCCUAUGAGUGCAAUGUAUGCAAGAAGACAUUCACAUAUUUUGUUGUUCUUAAAAAACACAUGCUCGUUCACAGUGGUGAGCGUCCCUAUGAAUGCCAUGUAUGCAAUAAGAGAUUUACACAAUUAGGUACCUUGAAAAGACAUAUGAUGAUUCAUAGAUUAGCGUCCUUAUGA
This is a messenger RNA of Ctenocephalides felis (cat flea), 3087 nucleotides long. Its product is annotated as zinc finger protein 91-like. The record is from RefSeq and is a predicted model, not a curated record. Bases 1 to 3087 code for a protein of 1028 amino acids. The transcript is spliced from 4 exons. Gene Ontology annotation, biological process: regulation of transcription by RNA polymerase II. Gene Ontology annotation, molecular function: RNA polymerase II cis-regulatory region sequence-specific DNA binding; DNA-binding transcription factor activity. NCBI's taxonomy places the organism in Eukaryota, Metazoa, Arthropoda, Insecta, Siphonaptera, Pulicidae.